Molecule: messenger RNA, 513 nt
Organism: Dictyostelium discoideum AX4
Lineage: Eukaryota; Evosea; Eumycetozoa; Dictyosteliales; Dictyosteliaceae
Product: glycoside hydrolase family 24 protein
Exons: 1
Coding region: 1-513 (170 amino acids)
Biological process (GO): peptidoglycan catabolic process; cell wall macromolecule catabolic process
Molecular function (GO): lysozyme activity
Source: RefSeq, a predicted model, not a curated record
AUGGUUUCUUCAUUAAAAGAUAUGUUAAAGUAUGAUGAAGGUGAAAAGUUAGAAAUGUAUAAAGAUACUGAAGGUAAUUAUACUAUUGGAAUUGGACAUUUAAUUACCAAAAAUAAAGAUAAAAAUGAAGCAAUCAAAAUUCUUGAAGGUGAAAUUGGCCAUACGGUUAAAUUGAAUUCAAAAAAAGAACCAGAAAUUUCAAGUUCAGAAUCAGAGAGUUUAUUUGAAAAAGAUAAAUCAGUUGCCAUUAAUUCCAUUGAAAAUAGUUCAACCCUAUCAACAAUUUAUAAUAAUUUGGACUCAAAUCGUAAGAUGGCUUUGGCAAAUAUGGUUUUUCAAAUGGGUGCUAGCAAUGUUUCAAAAUUUAAAAAAUCUCUUAAAUUAAUUGAAGAAAAAAAGUGGGCUGAAGCUGCUAUAGAAUUAAAAAAUUCAACUUGGAAUACUCAAACUCCAAAACGUUCAAAUAGAGUAAUUAGUGUAUUUGAAACUGGAACUCUCAAAGAAUACAAAUAG